Messenger RNA from Diaporthe amygdali, 1023 nucleotides. RefSeq lists its product as uncharacterized. Gene Ontology annotation, molecular function: structural constituent of nuclear pore. The coding region runs from base 1 to 1023 and encodes 340 amino acids. Lineage: Eukaryota; Fungi; Ascomycota; Sordariomycetes; Diaporthales; Diaporthaceae. The transcript is spliced from 3 exons. The record is from RefSeq and is a predicted model, not a curated record. Gene Ontology annotation, cellular component: nuclear pore; nuclear pore central transport channel. Gene Ontology annotation, biological process: NLS-bearing protein import into nucleus; protein localization to nuclear inner membrane; nuclear pore organization.
AUGUCCCUCUUUGGAGCGCCCGCUGGCGGCUCGUCGCUGUUCGGCGGCGGUAAUACGACCACAGCAGCGAACCCUUUUGCACAAUCAUCAGCCACACAACAGCAACCCGCACAGUCGCAAGGUCUCUUCGGCCAGAAUAAUAAUGCGAAUAAUCAACAGCAGCAGCAGCAACAGCAGCAGCAGCAGCAGGCUCCGCAGCUAGGCCAGUCUUUGUUGGGGCAACCGCAGAAUAAUGCAGCUCCCGGCUCGUUGUUCCAGCCUGGCGCUCAACCACAACCUUACGGCAAAUCCGUCCCCGAACAGAUGACUCUAGUAGUCAGCAAAUGGCACCCACAAUCCCCCGAUUGCGUCUUUAAGCACUACUUCUACAACAAAGUCGACGAUGCUCACGUUCCCUUCUACCACCCCGGCCCGAACGAGAACCCGAAAGAAUGGGAGGAGGCACUGCAGAACAAGCCCGCACCAGGCCUGAUGCCCGUGCUGGCGUCUGGUUUUGAGGCUGUCGCGGAGCGACUUAAGGCGCAACGCGUCGCGAUUGGCCGCUUCAACCAGCGACUGCACGAGAUCAACAACUGCCUGGACGCGAUCCUGUCGAAACACGACCUGGAGUGGAGCGUGCGGACGAUUAACGCAAGGCGCAAACACGAUGCCCUGCGUCGACGCACGCUGGUACUGGCUAGGAAAGUGCAGGUUCUGCGAAAUCGAGGAUACGCCCUUUCAGGUGAUGAGGACGAGCUUAGGAUCAAGUUGGAGAACAUGGAGAAGAGUGUGCAGGACCCAGCAGUCAACGCGAGACUGGAAGAGCUCUGGAGCCGUUUGAUAAUGCUCAGAGAGAGAGCGCAGAUCCUGCAGUCGGAGCUGCAGAAGAAGGGCCUCGGCGAGGAGCAGGGUCUGGGUGAGGAAGUGGAGGUCAGAGUCAAGAAGAUCGUCGAAGACUACGAGAAGCAGCUCCAGCACCUCAAGAAGGAAUGCGAGCUGAUCAAGCAUGACUUUGAAGAAUGGGAGAAGGAUCACCCUAAAUAG